Messenger RNA from Rattus norvegicus (Norway rat), 948 nucleotides. RefSeq names its product olfactory receptor family 8 subfamily H member 6 (gene Or8h6). Lineage: Eukaryota; Metazoa; Chordata; Mammalia; Rodentia; Muridae. Gene Ontology annotation, biological process: G protein-coupled receptor signaling pathway; signal transduction; detection of chemical stimulus involved in sensory perception of smell. Gene Ontology annotation, molecular function: G protein-coupled receptor activity; olfactory receptor activity. The record is from RefSeq and is marked reviewed. The transcript has a single exon. Gene Ontology annotation, cellular component: membrane; plasma membrane. Bases 1 to 948 code for a protein of 315 amino acids.
AUGUACACCUGGAAUCAAACAAAUAAACCAGACUUCAUCCUCAUGGGAUUGACAGAUAACAAAGAAAUACAGCUGGUUCUCUCUGUGCUGUUUCUCCUGAUAUACCUGGCCACUGUCCUGGGGAACACAGGCAUGAUACUGAUCAUUCGUCUAGAUAUUCAGCUUCACACUCCCAUGUAUUUCUUCCUCACACAUCUGUCAUUUCUUGACCUCAGUUACUCAACCGCCAUCACACCAAAAACUUUAGAGAGCCUCCUAACAGCUAACAAUACCAUUUCCUACACAGAUUGUUUCACCCAACUGUACAUUUUUAUCCUCUUAGCAGCUACUGAAUGUUUUCUGCUCUCCUCAAUGGCCUAUGACCGCUACAUAGCCAUUUGUAACCCUUUACAGUAUCCAGUUAUAAUGUCUUCACAGUGCUGCCUUGCUCUCCUCACUGGGUCCUAUGUAAUUGGAGCUGUGGAUUCCUCUGUCACUGUGUUUGGCAUGAGUAACCUGCAUUUCUGCAAGUCCAACAUCAUCCAUCAUUUUUACUGUGACACAUCUCCUCUUCUAUCUCUGUCUUGCAGUGACACACAUGUAGUUGAAAUCAUUAUAUUUAUUUUUGCAGGUUCCACAAUCCUGGGCUCCCUUAUCACAAUAUCAGUAUCCUAUGUGUCCAUUCUUUCUACUAUUUUGAAGAUAAAUUCCACUUCAGGAAAGCAAAAAGCUUUUUCCACUUGUGCUUCUCAUCUCCUUGGAGUGACUGUUUUUUACAGCUCUUUGAUUUUUACUUAUUUAAAGCCAAGUAAGUCCUAUUCUUUGGGAAAGGAUCAAGUAGCUUCUAUUUUCUACACAAUUGUGAUCCCCAUGCUAAAUCCUCUUAUUUAUAGUCUCAGAAACAAAGAAGUCAAAAGUGCUGUUGUUAGAUUAGUGAAGAAGAGACAAGAAUCCAGGAAGUUAAGAUAA